CUUGAAGGGUGCGUAUGUAAAAAAAGUUUUUUACAUUUUUGGGACUUUUACUUUGUUGUUAAUUAAACUUAGCUUAUUGAAUAUAGCGGCAUAACAACAGGCGGUGUGUACAUAUAUUAGCUUGAUUCUAAGGGAGUCGUAAAAACUCCUUACAAUAAAAACAUCAAGAGUUUCAUCGCGAGUUUCAUCAGGGUUCAGCUUUCAAAAUGAGCAAAAGGAAAGCUAAAUCUUUGAGUGAUACGCCAUCCAUCAAAAACCGCAGAGUGGAAUCUGAGGACUCCCAGAGAGAAGAUACAGUGGAUGAAAGGGAUUCCCUCAAAUUCAACGAUCUUUCCAUCGCUCCCACUGGUUCUGGAGAUAUCGGCGUCAUUGAAAGCAUCACCGUAAAGAAUUUUAUGUGUCACCAUUUGCUAGGUCCAUUCCAGUUUGGCCCUCAUGUGAACUUUAUUGUUGGCAACAAUGGAAGUGGGAAGAGUGCCAUUCUGACUGCGCUGAUUGUGGGCCUUGGAGGAAAGGCCACCACCACCAACCGAGGAGUGUCGUUGAAAGGCUUUGUGAAGCACGGAGAGAGCACUGCAGACGUCACAGUGAAACUGCGAAACAGAGGGCCGGAUGCAUACAAACGGGAGGUGUAUGGAGAAUGCAUCUCCAUAGAGCAACGGAUUUCAAGUGAUGGUGUUCGGACAUGUAGAUUAAAGAGCAAAUCAGGGCAUCUAGUUUCAAAUAAAAAAGAGGAAUUGACCGCCAUUUUAGACCACUUCAAUAUACAGGUUCUUACUCUGGUCGACAACCCUGUCUCAAUUCUCAACCAAGAAAUGAGCAAGCAGUUUCUGCAUUCAAAAAGUGAAUCGGACAAAUACAAGUUUUUCAUGAAAGCCACCCUACUGGAGCAGAUGAAGAGGGACUACAUCCACAUCAAGCACACUAAAGCUAUGACACGCGAGCAGGUGGAGAGGCAGGAGGAGUGUCUUAAAGAUCUCAAACAGGAGUUCCUGCAGAAGAAGGAGAGGUAUGAAAACCUGUCAACCCUUGGGGAGAUAAAGGCAGUCUUAGAGGACCUGAAGAAGAAGAUGGCUUGGUGCUUGGUCAGAGAGAAGGAGAGGAUAGUAGAGCAGCUACAGGAAGCUAUAGAAUUAGAGGAAAGUAUCCACAAGCACGAAGAAAACCUACAGCUCUGUCAGGAAAAAGUCAGUCAGGCUGAGGAGAAACUCCGGGACAACCAGCAGAACCUUGACAGCCUGAGAGCAGAAGAGGAGUGCUUGUCAGAAGACAGGUUAAAGUUGAAAGAAGAAAAGAAGACAAAGAACAAAGCUCACAAAGAACAAGAGGUGGUUUACAUCCGAGCUCGGAACAAACUGAAACAGUCGGAGAAGGAACAAAGUCUUCUUCAGGAGAGGAUUGACAAGGCCAAAAAUAUAGGGAGUCAGAACAGUGAGGCAGAGGCAGAGCACACCAAGCGUCUGCAGAAGAUAUCGACUCUGAAGGAACAGCUUGAAAAGCUUGACAAAGAGUUACCAGAGUUGAACCAGGGAAUCAAGGACAAGCAGCAGGCACUUUUCAAGGGAAAGGAGGAGCUGGACAAGUUGAGACUGGAAGAGAAGAACAUACAGGUUUCGUUUGAGGUCAAACUGAAGCGAAAGAACCAGCUGCUGGCCAGUCGCUCUAAUAAACUGAAGAGGUUCGGCGACCACAUCCCCGACCUGCUUGACACUAUAGACAAGGCUCACAGCAAAGGACGCUUCAUCAAGAAUCCCAUCGGCCCCAUAGGGGCAUGCAUCAACCUGAAGGACCCCAUGCUAGCUGUGGCAGUGGAGAGCUGCCUGCGCAGCUUCAUGAAAACCUUCUGCUGCGACAACUACAAAGACGAGUCAGUCCUCCAAGAACUGAUGUCUCUCUAUUUCUCUAAAGGCAGCAGGCCCCAGAUAAUCGUCAGCCCUUUCACAGAGCGAGUUUACAAAACUCAAGGACGUGGGGUCAAACAUCCUAAUUACCCUUCAGUGCUUGACUCCCUCAUCAUAUCUAGUCCAGUCAUCACCAACUGCCUAAUUGACAUGAGGGGCAUAGAAUCCAUUCUGAUCAUCAAAGAGAAGAGUGCAGCCAGGAAAGUGAUGCAGCAAGGCACUCCUCCUAGGAACUGCCGCGAAGCGUUCACUGUGGAAGGAGACCAGGUCUACCCAAACCGCUACUACACCGCAGAGUACAGCAUGGCGAAGUAUCUUGGUGGAGAUCUGGAAACAGAACUACGCAUGGUGGAGUCGGAGUUGGAGAACCACACAGCUCAGCUGUCCAGGUUCAAGCUGCACCUGGGCUCUGUGAAGGAAGACAUACAGCACAUGGAGGGCCAGCUGCACACCAAUAUCAUGGCGCUGAAGAAGACUUUGGCUUUGGUGAACCAGGUCAAAGCCAGUUUAACAGAGCUGGAGAAUGUUGAGGAGGAGCAGAUCGAUGACAUCAGCUCGUUGGAAGAAGUGGCACAAGAGAACAAUCAGAAAAUGGAAUCUGAAAAACAAACUGUGCAUGAAGCCAAGGAAGUGCUAGACAAACAUGCCAAAGCAGUGAUGGAUAUAGAUAAGCAGUAUUCUGAUGUGAGAGCUAGGUUAGACCAGCUGGCAGAAGAAAUGGACCCUUUGAAGGAAGAGCAGGCCAAGAUAGAGGCAGAGUGUUCCAAACAUGAGCGGAACCUGAGGAUUCUGGAGAGCAAGCUGAAAGGUCACCAAGACAACAUCCAAGCUAUGAGAAUGGAGCUAGCUUCAAAAGAAGAGGAGAUGAAGGAAUAUGUGGCCAAGGCCAAGGAGAUCAGCCAAGAGCGCCAGGACGUAAAUCGCAGUGCCAAAAGCAUUGACACAGAGAUCACACGGUUGAGGAAGAGGAUCAGUGUCCAGGAGAGCAGCCAUGGAGACCAGGAGCAGGUGGUCCGGGAGUAUGCUGAGGCCCUUACCAACUACAGAGACAAGUCCAACCAAGUGAGAGAUCUGAAGAAGUUCAUUGACCGCCUUGAUAACAUCAUGUCUGACAGACAGAACAGAUAUAAAAUUAUGCGCAGGUCCCUCUCUGUGAGAUGCAAGUUGUACUUUAACAACUUCCUGUUCAAGAUGAGCUGCUGUGGCUCCAUGAUGUUCGACCACAACAACGAGACACUCUCAAUAUCGGUUAAACCGCCCGGUCGGGAGAACGACAGCAUGAGCGACAUGCGCUCGCUGUCCGGAGGGGAGCGCUCCUUUUCGACUGUCUGCUUCAUCCUUUCCCUGUGGGAGAUCACCGAGUCCCCCUUCAGGUGCCUGGACGAGUUUGAUGUCUACAUGGAUAUGCACAAUCGCAGGAUCUCGUUGGAUCUCCUUCUGGAACUUUCAGAGCGGCAACAUCUUCGACAGUUCAUCUUCAUCACUCCUCUGACCACAAGUAAUCUACCGAAAAGUAGCCAUAUCAACAUCCAUCAUCUUCAGGACCCGGAGAGAGAGAGGAGUCACACUGGUGAAGAAGGUUCAGACUAACUGUACAGUAUAACUGUAGUACUAACUGUAGCCUUUCUGGGUGUGAAUAAUUAUAGACUGUAUAAUGCUACUCAUGAGAAGUCAUUCAGAUUCUGUGUAAAUAGUUUGAGUUGUGAGUGUGUGAAAACAUUUAAUUCCUCGGCAACAAUAACGUGUUUUGAAAAAAGUGUUAUACUGUAUGUGAUGUUUUGGAGUGUCAUUUGUCUUGUAAGAAGUUUGUUUGUUUUACGGAUUCGAUUGUAGCUGUGGUUUUAUACUGUUCUUGCCACACUAUUCAAAUCCUGUACAAAUAUCCUGUAAAAGUCCAAUUGAUGAAUACAGAGAGAACACGGUACAUGGAUAGACACUGACAGAUUAGAAAUUUCAGUCACAUCUAAACUGUUAUAAUAUUCAUCCAUCCCAUUAACGGCACCUGUGAGACCAUUCCUUUUGAAAAAGCCCAUAUAUAUUUUAUUGAUUUUAAUCACUACAUACGUAAUGUAACCAUGUAAUUUAGUGUGCAACACAUGCCACAUG
Molecule: messenger RNA, 4007 nt
Organism: Hypomesus transpacificus
Lineage: Eukaryota; Metazoa; Chordata; Actinopteri; Osmeriformes; Osmeridae
Gene: smc6
Product: structural maintenance of chromosomes 6
Exons: 27
Coding region: 207-3491 (1094 amino acids)
Biological process (GO): double-strand break repair via homologous recombination
Cellular component (GO): Smc5-Smc6 complex; site of double-strand break; nucleus
Molecular function (GO): single-stranded DNA binding; damaged DNA binding
Source: RefSeq, a predicted model, not a curated record